Molecule: messenger RNA, 2910 nt
Organism: Oryza sativa Japonica Group (Japanese rice)
Lineage: Eukaryota; Viridiplantae; Streptophyta; Magnoliopsida; Poales; Poaceae
Product: protein NRT1/ PTR FAMILY 2.13
Biological process (GO): transmembrane transport
Cellular component (GO): plasma membrane
Molecular function (GO): transmembrane transporter activity
Source: RefSeq, a predicted model, not a curated record
GCCCGCUGUAUCUGUCCAUCUCUCAAUUCAAAUCACCCACGUCAACAGAAGUAAUCAGCCACAUUGGCAACUGGAAAUGUGUGAGGGCGGAAGGGCAGCAGCAUCCAUGGCUCGCACGGCGAGCGCGUCCCGGCGACAGCCGGAGACGACCAGCCUCGCCGUGGAUGAGGCCGGAGGCAGGGCGUCGCGGAGGCCGAGAGGAUGGAAAGCCGUCGGGUUCAUGAUCGGGCUCUACCUGGCAAUCGCCAUGGCGUUGAACGCGUUCGCCCAGCCCGUCACCAACUACCUCAUCAAACGUUACAACAUGAAGCCGAAUGCCGCAACAAACGUGGCCAACGUCUUCAGUGGCACCUACAGCUUCUCGCCGGUGGUCGGAGCCUUCGUCGCCGAUGCGUUCUGCGGCAGGUUCUGGACCCUCUUGUUCGGAGCCGUCGCCGCCUUUGUUGCAAUGGUGGUCAUCACGCUAUCGGCGACGAUCCGUCAGCUCAAGCCACCGUCGUGCAGCGACGUGGCACGGCAAGCCGGCACGUGCGCGGGGCCGUCGGGCCUCCACCGCGCCGUGCUCUACAUCGGCAUGGCGCUGCUCGUCGUGGCCACGGGCGGCGCGAACCCGACCAGCCUGCCGUUCGGCGCGGACCAGUUCGACCACGACGACGCGAGCAGCGGCAGCAGCAGCAACGAAGCCGACGAGCGACGACGGCGCGCCGAGGAGCCCGCGGGGCUCAAGCGCUUCUACAACUGGUACUACGUGGUCACCAUGAUGGCCUCGUUCAUGGCGCUCACCUUCAUCGCGUACAUCCAGGACAAGGUGAGCUGGGGCCUCGGCUUCGGCAUCCCCACGGCGCUCGUGGCCGCCACCUUCGCCGUGUUCCUCGCCGGCACGCCGCUGUACGUCCGCGUGCCGGCCGAGGGCAGCAUCUUCUCGAGCGUCGCGCGGGUGGUCGUCGCGUCGUGCCGGAAGCGGAGGCUCACGCUGCCUCACCCGCGCGACGCGCGGCAGCAGGAGGCCGUUCUGUACAAUCCUCCCGUCGUCGUCGCAGCUGGAACGGGAACCAGCCGCGUCUUCAAGCUCCCACUCACGUUGCAGCUGAGCUUUCUGAACAAGGCGGCCAUUGUAACCGCCGACGCCGACGAGAUACGGCCGGACGGAUCUCCGGCGAGGCCGUGGAGCCUGUGCAGCGUGCAGCAGGUGGAGGAGGUGAAGUGCCUCGUCAAGAUCGUCCCCGUGUGGAUCUCCGGCGUGAUGUGGUUCAUCUCGGUGGCGGAGCUGACCAACUACACGUUCCUGCAGGCCCUGACCAUGGACCUCCACAUGGGCAGGAGCUUCACCAUCCCGCCCGUGUCGAUCGCCGCCAUAUUCAACCUCGCCAUCGUGCUCUUCGUGCCGGUCUACGAUCUGCUCGUCGCCCGCGCAGCGCAGCGCGUCACCGGGGUGGAGGGCGGCAUCACGGUGCUGCAGAGGCAGGGCGUCGGCGUGGCGAUCAGCGGCCUGGCGCUCGUGGUCGCGGCCGUCGUCGAGCGCAGGCGCCGGGCCUCCGCCUUGGACAACGGCGGGACGUCGCCGAUGUCGGUGUUCGUGCUCGCGCCGCAGCUCGCCGUGAUGGGCGUCUCGGCGGCGUUCAACAUGAUCGGGCAGAUGGAGUUCUACAACACGGAGUUCCCGGACCAGAUGCGCACGCUCGCCAACGCGGCGUUCUACUGCGCGCAGGGGGCGAGCAGCUACCUGGCCACGGCGGUUGUGAACGUCGUGAACGCGAGGACGAGGCGGCGCGGCGGCGGGCAGGGCUGGGUCGCCGAGGACAUCAACGCCGGGAAGCUGGACCACUUCUACUACGCCAUGGCCGUGUUCGCGGCGAUCAACUUCGUCUACUUCCUCGUCUGCUCCUACUUCUACCGCUACAAGGGCGAGCCAGAGGUGGCGGCCGAGGACUCGCCACCGGCCACUCCAGAGGCCGUCCUCCUGAAGCACUAGCCAGUAGCUAGCAAGAUUGGUUACGGUAGAUCACUCUAUGAUCAAUUAAUUCGAUUUAUUAUUGGUGUGAUUAAUAAUAAAGUUGCCACUACUGGACGCAUCGCGUUUACGGCCCAUAUAAAAAAAAGCCCAUACAACCUGUCACGUGCCUGACAUGGCUACCCAGUAGUCCCAGUACCCACAAAUGGACCGCUUAUAUGAGCCGCAAAGGCCGUGAUCGAACGGCUAUCAGAUGCCUUGUAUGAUGAUACUAUGAUCUGAUGAGUACUUCGUAGUCUGCUGUACGAUGGAGGCAUGGAGCUGAAGGGGAUCGACUUCCUGUGUUCGAUCUGGGACGCAUAAGCUUGAUCGAACCGUAGCCAUAUAUCCCAAGAGGGUUCGGAGAUUUACUCUCCGAAUCCUCAAACCAGCAAUAAUAUCGUGACUGACCGAGCCGGAGGCUGUGGCCCUGAAUAAUUUUCCGUUUAUCUGGGCCGCAAAUGGCAUGAUCCAACGGCUGUCAGAUGUCCCAAGGAGGGUCGGAGUUUGAAACGAUGACCCCAAGAACACCAUCUGAAAAACGACAGAUGCAAGGACUUCACUGGUGAGUAAUGAGGAUGCAUGCGAGAUUUACUUCACAUCAUAAAUGGCAUGCAUGAUCUGAAUAUCUCUGAUGAUAAGAUGAUGAUCGAGUACGGGUCAGCUCGUUGGAUGGCGGAUGGCCUCGCCGGCGCCGACCACGAAGGGACAUCGUGGACGUGCACGAUGGCCGCCGGCGGCAUCUCUUGCUGCUCCGCCGGCGUGGACGGCGCCGACGCCGAUUGGUUGCAGUCUGCAGUCGUCCGCGUCCGCGGUGAUUAAGUUUAGUAAUGAAGAUGCUCUUGCAAGAUCGAUCAGAAUGAUGAGAGCUGGCCGCAUCCCGGCCGUCCAUGCUGAGGUACGGUGCACCCAACGGCGUC